Megalops cyprinoides (Indo-Pacific tarpon) is the source of this 3446-nucleotide messenger RNA. It is a transcript of the gene pank4, whose product is annotated as pantothenate kinase 4 (inactive). Gene Ontology annotation, biological process: coenzyme A biosynthetic process. The coding region runs from base 6 to 2339 and encodes 777 amino acids. The record is from RefSeq and is a predicted model, not a curated record. NCBI's taxonomy places the organism in Eukaryota, Metazoa, Chordata, Actinopteri, Elopiformes, Megalopidae. The transcript is spliced from 20 exons. Gene Ontology annotation, cellular component: cytosol; nucleus. Gene Ontology annotation, molecular function: pantothenate kinase activity; ATP binding.
UCAAGAUGGCGGAUUGUGAUCAGAUGGGAAGAAGUACACACAGCAUGGAUAAAAGCAUUACCCUCCCACCUGACGAGAUCUUUCGGAACUUGGAGAAUGCCAAGAGGUUCGCAAUAGAUAUAGGAGGUUCAUUGACAAAACUUGCUUACUAUUCCACUGUUCAGCACAAGGUAGCCAAAGUCCGGUCAUUCGACCACUCUGUAAAGGAGACGGAUGAUGACCCACUCUACGAGAUCUCGGUGCAGGAGGAGAUCUUCGCCCGUCUGCACUUCAUCAAGUUUGAGAAUGCCUACAUUGAGACCUGCCUAGACUUCAUCAAGGACCACCUGGUCAACACCGAAACCAAAGUGAUCAAAGCCACAGGCGGUGGCGCGCACAAGUUCAAGGACCUGAUUGAGAAGAAGCUGAAGCUCAAAGUGGACAAGGAGGAUGAGAUGACCUGCCUGAUUAAAGGCUGUAACUUUGUGCUGAGGAACAUUCCCCAUGAAGCCUUCGUGUACGUCAAACACGCAGACUCAGAGUUCCGCUUCCAGAACACGCAUCCUGACAUCUUCCCCUACCUCCUGGUCAACAUCGGCUCUGGAGUGUCCAUUGUCAAGGUUGAAUCAGAAGACAAAUUUGAACGCAUUGGUGGAAGCUCCAUUGGGGGUGGCACAUUUUGGGGACUGGGAGCAUUGCUCACCAAAACCAGGAGAUUUGACGAGCUCCUUCAGUUAGCAUCCAGGGGGCAGCACACAAAUGUGGACAUGCUGGUCAAAGACAUAUACGGGGGGUCCUAUGGCUCGCUGGGCUUGACUGGUGAUCUCAUAGCCAGUAGCUUUGGAAAGUCAGCCACUGCAGACAAAGAGUUUUCCAAAGAGGACAUGGCCAAGAGCCUCCUGCAUAUGAUCAGUAAUGACAUCGGCCAGCUGGCCUGCCUCUAUGCCCGGCUGCAUAACCUGAGCAGGGUCUACUUCGGUGGCUUCUUCAUCCGCGGCCACCCUGUCACCAUGCACACCAUCACCUACAGCAUCAACUUUUUCACCAAGGGCGAGGUGCAGGCUCUCUUCCUCAGACACGAAGGAUAUCUCGGAGCUAUUGGGGCCUUCCUGAAGGGAGCAGAGGAGGACAACCCUAACCAGUACAGCUGGGGGGAGAACUACGCUGGCAGCUCUGGUCUAAUGAGUGUUUCCCCAGAGCUGAAUCCCAUGCAGCGUGCACGCAGCGGGACGUUUCCUUUUGACAUGCUGGAGAUGGACCGGCUGGAGCGGAAGCUGGUCAACCUGCCGCUCCUGCAGGACCCCUCCUCUUACAUCCCAGACACGGUGGACCUGACCGAGGACGCCCUCGCCCGGGAGUACUGGCUCUACUGCUUUGAAGAGGCGCUGGACGGGGUGGUGAAGCGGGCAGUGGCCAGCCAGCCAGACCUCCCCCAGGCUGCUGAGCGGGCUGAGAAGUUCCGGCAGAAGUACAGGCACAAGCUUCAGACCCUGCGGCACCAGCCUUUCGCCUAUGGCUCCCUGACGGUCAGGAGUUUGUUAGACACGAGGGAACACUGUCUGAACGAGUUCAACUUUCCUGACCCUUACUCUAAGAUCAAACAGAGGGAGAAUGACAUGGCCCUGAAGUACUUCCAGAAGGUGGUGAAGUCUCUGGAGAAGCUGAGCUGGGAGCAGAGGCAGUUUGCCCUGAUCAAGGGGCUCCUGGCUGGGAACGUGUUUGACUGGGGAGCCAAAGCUGUCUCUGACGUUCUAGAAUCUGACCCAGAAUUUGGAUUUGAAGAGGCAAAACGUCAAUUACAAGAGCGCCCGUGGCUUGUGGACUGCUUUGACCAGUGGAUUGAAAGAUUAAAGGGGCCUCCUCACAAAUGUGCCUUAUUUUUCGUAGAUAAUAGUGGGAUAGACAUCAUUCUGGGAGUCUUCCCAUUUGUUAGAGAGCUUCUCUGCAGGGGAACCGAGGUUGUGUUGGCCAGCAACUCUGGCCCAGCACUGAAUGAUGUCACAAAUGGCGAGCUGCAGAUAUUGACAGAAAGAAUCGCUGCCAUGGAUAUGAUCAUUCAGAGUGGGAUCAAGGAGGACAGGUUGAUCCUUGUCCAGAGUGGCUCCAGUUCCCCAUGUUUAGACCUGAGCCGCCUGGACAAAGUGCUGGCCACCGUGGUGCGCGAGCGACACACAGACCUGGUGAUCAUCGAGGGCAUGGGCCGAGCCAUCCACACCAACUACUACGCCACGCUGAGCUGCGAGAGCCUCAAGCUGGCCGUCAUCAAGAACUCCUGGCUGGCCGAGAGGCUCGGGGGCAAGAUCUUCAGCGUGGUCUUCAAGUUCGAGCAGCCGGGCAAGAGCCAGGGCGGGCACCAGUGACAAAGGUGUAGGCAGACCAUGGGCUGUAUGUUCGGAGGGUAGUGAGCGGGUGCAAGCGGUGGACCCCCUUGUAAUUACUGUCUUUACUGUCUCUAAUUCCUUUUUUUUUUAAAUUGGCAAAUUGCACUUGCAGUUGGCAAGAGUGUGUGGGGGGGUGGUGUUGAUAAUCAGUAUGGUUUCAUUAAUGGGGGGGUUGGCCUCAACUGGUAAUGAAUGUGCUUUCAAUCAAUUGGUCCUCAGAUGACAGUUCAUUAUUGUAUUAAUGCAGGUUUUUAACGUUUUAUUUUGUGCUGAGAUGGCCGAAUGAUUUUUUUUUUCAGGGUGGGGACAGGUUCAGUGUUACUGGAUGGAACAAGUCUUGACAGUAUUUUUUUUCGCGGUAUCCCGCUGGCCAGACGGCUGCAGAGUCUCUGCUGAAGCUCAGCCUCCUGACGCUAAUCCUCGUUGCGGUAGCGCUGCCGGGCAAGGAGGGAGCGCGCGGCUGGCCUCACUAGAUAAUCACCUUCGGUAGACAGUGUGCAAAUGCAGGGUGACACGGUGUGUAACAUCUCAGCCACAACCUCGAGACUUCAACAGGAAAACUGCCUCACAAUGCGCAUGCUCUGCAGGUUUUCCUCUGAGGGAAUUCCGCAGGCGUUUUUAAAAAAAAAUUCGUUUUGAUCUAGAGUUGGUUUGUUUGUUUCUGAAAUUUGAGGUUACCGGUACCACUUUUUUACUUGUUUGUGGCUUUUAUUUGCAUGGCCUCUGUUCACAGGUCAUGGGUGAUAGCUUCUUCUUCGAAUGAUGUGUUCAGUGUUUAUUUCAUCAUGAAGUAUUAAGUGGUGCAGGUAGAAUUGUAAUGAAAAUAAAUGUUAAUGUUUGAACACGUUCAUCUAAGUAUCCUCAAAAGCUAACCAACCCCAUCCGUAUUUGGGAUAAUUCAUUCAUGAUCACCGCACCAACCCGCCAUCCAUCACUGAUGGGUUUCAGGGAAGUAGUUGGUAUUCAGUAGAAAUGGAAACUGUUUAUAACAUCAAGAUUAGAGGUUGCUAUUCUAAAUUUCCAUCAGUGUUUUAAUGACAAUUGAAUACUUCAGCAUGUCUGUUGGUAUUUUAAUUGUUACAAUUG